CGGCGUAUGCGAUGCCGUUAUAGUCGCGAAUGAACCGCUAACGAACCGUCUUUCGCUUUUGGAUCGACGGCCAUUUGCUCAUCUUUACACAUCUUUACUCCGGUCUGUUCGGCUCCUAUAUUCCAUACUUAUCAAGACACAAAUCGCAUGGCGAUGCGGUUUAUCUGCCCCGAACCUUUGUCAACGGCAGCCUGAAGUCUGAGAGAUUCCUCCGAUCUCGCUAUCUAUGUCACGCCGCGCCUAACCCCGGGAUUACUUUUAGGCAGUUUUAAGUUUGCAUCGUAUCUCGUCGCGCGUCAGCUGCUCGUUCUCCUCCAUCAUGUGGCCCUGUGGAACGCCCGGGGCGUUUGAUCUAGGCGACGCCUGUGUGCGUCAAUCGUGGGCCACACUGACGCCCUUGUUCGUCGUCGUCCUUGUCGUGUCCGCCGGCUCGAAGCGCUCGCCGCUCCGGUCCUGGCGCUUUCCUUCACGCUUCAACGGCUUGUUUUUCACAUUCCUGACGUUGGAAGAGUCUGAAGCGCUUGUCAAUGCUGCGAAUACGAAGGGGGAAGUCACUCCCGGCCGCGGAGAGCAGGCCAAUCGACGCCGGAAGAGAGUGGUGGUCUGGCGGUCGAUGAUUUUGGCGUUUGGUGGGCUGGUUGAGAGUCUGGGGUGGGUCGCCGCGGCGGCUAUCUGCUUAUUGCGCUCCCAGUCGAAAUCGCUCCUCACGGAACCAGCUGCGGCGCACUUGUAUCUCACGGCAGUGUCUUGGGUGUAUGCGACGGCCCGCCCGAUCGCCGCUCCGCCAGCUACUGUGCCAUAUGAUUUGUUCACGCUGUAUGUUCUGCAUGCAGCGGGCGGUCUGCUCCUGCUCGGGGGCUUGCUCUUUGAAUAUGUAGUUGGAGUCGCACCGUUGCCGAGGACACUGGUCCUUGUUGGUCUGUCAGUGAACUUGGUCAUCAUCUUCGUGCUGUUGGUGGUGGUGGUGCAAAUGCCCAAUAACGUGCCAUCAGAGCGCGUCGACGAAGGAGAAAUCGGCCGGAGCGUGUCCCCCGAAGAUUACACUACUCUUUGGCAAUGGAUCACCUUCGAUUGGGUUUAUCCCCUCAUCAAAGUGGGAACGAAAGGAACCCUGCAAGAGUCUGACGUGUGGGGACUGAGCCCAACGAUGCAGUCACGACCUGUUUUCAUCAAGUUCCAGACUCUGCCACCCGGAGCAUCCCUUCUCCUUCGUCUCUUCAUCGCCAACUCUCAAGAUCUGUUGUUGGAUGGAAUAGGGACGUGGAUCGCUGUUGUGCUCGAGUAUGCCGGCCCUUUCUUCCUCAAGCGUCUCCUGGAUCUCCUGGAUCAACCUGAUGUGAGCAGAGAAGACAGAGGCACUGCAUACGUCUAUGCUGGAGCUAUGUUCCUCGCCUCGUUGCUCAAGUCCCAAGCCAGCCUCAACAAUCUCUGGUUCUGCAGACGGGCCGUGCUUCGGAUCCGCUCGCAGCUCAUGGCCGCGAUCUACGACAAGGCCCUGAAACGAAAAGACUACAGCGCACUGAUCAACUCGGAUUCAAAAGAGCAAGAGGGUGCGACAAAGUCGGCCUCCGAUACCGGCAAGAUCAACAACAUGAUGGCCAACGACGCGGAGAAUAUCUCGCUCUAUGUCUCUAUAUGCUUCAUCUUGUACACCGCGCCUUUCCAAAUCGCGAUUGGCGCCUACCUGCUGUACCAGACUCUCGGAUGGAGUGCCUUCACGGGUUUUGCGGCGUUCUUCGCCUGCUGGCCGCUCAGUGACUAUCUGACCAAGCAAGGGUACAAGAUCGGACAAGAGCGUUCGAAGGCGACGGACAAGCGGAUGGCGGUGGUCGACGAGCUCAUCGGGAGCGUCAAGUUCAUCAAAUUUUUCGCGUGGGAGGAACAGUGGAUCGGCCGCGUUCUAUCGGCGAGAGCAGAAGAGCUGCGGUGGCUGGCCAAGACCCGGAUGAACUCGGUUUUCUUUAGCGGACUAUGGAUUUUCGUCCCCGUUUCGCUUUCCCUGACGUCUUUCUUGGUAUACGUCUGGAUUGGGAACGAGUUGACAGCCGGAAAGGCUUUCACGGCCAUAGCCCUCUUCACGAUGAUCCGCCAGCCUUUGAACGCUUUCCCAUCCCAAAUUGUCCAAUUCGUACAAGCUGGCGUGGCUCUGAACCGUAUCGCUGUUUAUCUGCAAGAAGACGAGGUGUCCGAGCAAGUAUCCUCGCUCAAACACGGAUCGGAGCCUACCGAUGGGGAAACAGGCCUCGGACUGGUUGGCGCUACUCUGCAAUGGAACAGCGUCGAAUCGGAAACGACGCCGAUCCAGUCAGCGGCAUCUAGUGUCACGGACUUGCAUACCGUCGUUGGUGACAGCGCCGCUCGGAAGUUCGAGCUCAGCGACGUCACCGUCAGGUUCCCUGAGGGCAAGUUGACAGUCGUCACUGGGCCAACUGCCAGCGGGAAAACAGCGUUACUUAUGGCGCUGAUGGGCGAAAUGACGCUUCUCCCGGGCGGGAAAGUGGUGCUCUCGAAGAGCUCGGCGGUGGACGAGCACGGGUUCGUGCAUGGCAUCGCGUAUGCCGCCCAGGCUCCGUGGCUUCAGCAUCGGACAAUCCGAGACAACAUCCUCUUCGGAUCCCCCAUGGACGAGGGGCGGUACAAACAAGUUGUGCACUGCUGUGCGCUGCAGCCCGACUUUGACAUGCUCGAGGACGGGGACGAGACCGAGAUCGGGCUGAAGGGCGUCUCUCUUUCUGGGGGCCAGAAAGCCAGAGUGGCACUUGCGCGAGUGGUGUAUUCGCGCAAGAAGUAUGUUCUUCUCGACGAUCCGCUCAGUGCCGUCGACAGUCACACCGCUCGCUUCUUGUACGAGAACUGUCUGCUGGGGCCACUGCUCGCCAACCGGACUGUGAUUCUAGUCACUCAUCAUGUCGAUCUCGUUGCACCAGGUGCCCAUUACCUGGUGCGGAUGCUCGAUGGGCGGAUCGACGUGCAAGGCACCGUGCAGGACCUACGCUCGCAGGGAGUGCUGCAGGAGAUCGAAGAUGAAGAAGCUGUUGAAGUUGCCGAGCACGAAGACGAAGUCUCGGCAGAAGCCCCGGACGCAGCCCCUGGCGAAGAACCUGCCAAGAAGCCUCGGAAGCUUGUAGAGGACGAAAAGCGCGAAACGGGGAGCGUCAAAUGGUCGGUGUACCAGGAAUACCUCGCCGCGUCGAGAUACUCGAACUGGAUCAUCCUUGCUGUUCUGGUCAUCUUGCAGCAGCUCAGUGGUGUGAGCGAGAAGCUGUGGAUCAAGAUCUGGGCCGAUGCGUAUGGUGGACCUUCGGAGUUGCCCGCGAGCACUUUCGUGCUCCAAGCACCCGGAGAACAACAACACAUCAUUCUCACACGGUCGAUCGGAGCAGCGCAGACCCUGCCGAACGCAUCGGCGAGCCCGUUUUUCUACAUUGCGAUCUACGCAGCCAUCGGCCUGUGUGGGAUUGUGCUGCAGGUGUCGACCAUAGCGCUCCAGCUGUCCGCUGCCUUGACUGCAUCGAGAGUCCUCUUCGAGCGACUUUUAGUCCAGGUGGUGCGCGCGACGUUCCGGUUCCAUGAUACCACACCACAAGGUCUCUUCCCAACUGGAUGCUCUCUGGACGUCACUGACAAUCGGAAAUCAGGACGGAUGCUGAAUCGAUUCAGCAACGACUUUGCGGCUAUCGAUACACGCCUGGCGGGAUCCCUGCAGGCGGUGAACUCGUCGUUGUCGGGGUUCAUCGUCGCCGUCAUCACUGUCGCGGUCGUGUUCCCGCCGUACAUCCUGCCCGCGGUCGUCAUCGCGUAUCUGUACCAGCGGCUCGCUGUCGGGUACAUCAACACGGGCCGGGAUCUGCGUCGGAUCCAGGCGAACUACCGCUCGCCGAUCUUCUCCAACUUUGGCGAGGUGUUGAGCGGGAUCGUGACUGUGCGAGCGUUCUCGGCAGAGGAGAGGUUUAUGGAUAGUCUGCAUGCGCAGGUCGAUAAGAUGACGGAGGUGUGGUAUGCGUUCUGGAUGACGAACCGAUGGUUGCUCCUGAAUUUCGAUUUCCUCGUUCUGACGUCCACUGACGCUGUGUUCACGACCUCGUUGUUUGCGAUUGCGAUGCUCGAUAACGAUGCUGGACUGGCUGGACUUGCUAUCACCUCUGCUUUGAACUUUACGCAAAGCGUAUACUGGGCAUGCCGCUUCUGGACGAUGCUCGAGCUUGACCUCAAUUCCGUCGAACGGAUCAUCGAGUACAUGGAUUUGCCGCAGGAACCGACUGCGGUCAUUGAAGCGACCCGGCCGCCCGCAUACUGGCCCUCGAGCACCACGAAGAAUGCAUUGGUCGUGGCUGAGAACGUGGAAGUCAGAUACAGUGCAGAGCUGCCUGCGGUUCUGAAGGACGUGUCGUUUGAGUUCAGGGCCGGUGAACGCAUCGGGCUGGUUGGCAGGACGGGGAGCGGGAAGAGCACACUUGCGAUGAGUCUGCUGAGAUUCGUGGAUCCUUCGAGCGGGCGGAUCUUGAUUGACGGGAUCGACACCUCGACGAUCGGUCUGCACGACCUCCGGUCACGUGUUGUGUUCAUCCCCCAGGACGCGACGCUGUUUUCUGGGACGUUGCGCGACAACCUGGAUCCGUUUGGGGAGCUCGAGGACAGCGUGUGCCUCGAUGCGCUGCGCCGGGUGCACCUGAUCGGAGACGACUCGGGCUUCAAAACAGCUGUGCCGCCGCCGCCGUCGUCGUCGCCGGCACUGGCGCUCGACACGGCGGUCUCGGCUGGGGGGUCCAACUUCUCCUCGGGGCAGAGACAACUGAUCGCCAUGGCCCGGGCACUGCUGCGCCAGAGCGCGAUCGUGAUCAUGGACGAGGCCACGAGCAGCGUCGACUUCGCCACAGACGCCAAGAUGCAGGAGACGAUCCGGUCCGAGUUUGGCGGCGCGCUGCUCAUCACCGUCGCCCACCGGCUCAAGACCAUCAUCGACUACGACCGGCUGCUCGUCCUCGAUAAUGGACGCGUCGUCGAAUUCGACACCCCGUCAAAGUUGAUGCAAAAACCUGACGGUGUUUUCCGCGGGAUGUGCCUCAAAAGCGGCACUUUUGCGGAGCUGGAGGCGAUUGCGAAGGCGAAAGCAGCCAGUGCCACAUAGUGGGCUAGAAUGGGACGAUAAACACAUCACAUCUAGUCCGCUGUUUAACGCGGUUCCUUAGAUUAACCACAACGUCUCAGUUUUGACGAGGCAAUGAGGACUGAACGCGCGCGUCUGAGUCGCAUGCGAAUCAUGUGAUACAGCACUCUGUUUGGAGUAAAGUUCCCUUGUGAAAAGCUGUUUUCCCGCUGUCGGUCAAUCUGCUUUCACAGCUAUUGCUUUCUAAACAUCGGGGCUGGGGUAACGCAACACUCUUACACUGACUACAUACUCGAGUGACGGCGUCUACAUUACAUUCCCACGCUCAUACCGGAGGCACGAGUCCAGGGAUGGAUGGAUUGAGAAUGGAGCAGUACGUGCUAUGCGAUGCGGGAAUCCGCUAGAAUCACCCAAAUGAGUGUUCUGUUCAGGGUCCGCCGUUGACUUCCAUUUUCUCCUGCUUCCAUGCGACAAAGUCGUCUAACAGGGUGGGCCAGGCCUGGGUGACGCAGAUAAUAAGCGUGUGGAGGUGGGGAGGAGACCGCGACCUACACCGUCAGCUUCAUAGUCCUGCAGUGUGGGCUUGACGGUCCGACAGAACUCCAGCAUCUGAGAACGUCUGAGUCACGCGCAGAACGCAAGGGAGGUGGCGGCAAGGCAUACCAUGCUCCAGAGAUCCUUGUUCGUAGCCUUUGAUGAACUCCAGGACCUCCUUCAUGAUGGGGAACUGGGGCAGCAGCAGCACCGACCAGAAAGCCAUCGACGUCUAUCGGGCACGUGAGCGGGCGAAUCGGGACACACGGCGAAGGUCCUCACCUCCAUAUCAAUGUUCCUCGAUUGCCUGCCAAGCUCAGAUACAGGGUGGGGGGCGCGAAAAGAAGUGGACGCACUCUGGUUUAGCCAGGUUGAAGCAGAAUGUGUACAGAGACCCAAACGCCUUCUUCACGUCAGCAGCAUACCUGGUGUAGGCGGUCUUGUCGUAGGCAUCCUUCCUACCAGCCUUCACCGCCGGCUCACCCCGGAUGAGCAAGCUGUCCAAGUCAGAAACAGCCAUGCAGAGGGGGGCGCAGGACGAGAUCCUGAUAGAUCAGGAUGUCAGGCAGGAACAGUGUUGAUCGUGCGCGAGACGCACUUGAGCGCGCCCAGUCCCUUCGUCCAUUCCUCCCGCGUGAACUUGCCCAUGUCCUUCGCGUUGAGCUGCCAUGCCAGGAUCAGCGGCCCCGCUCCUUCCAAGGAUAUGUCUGCGUCCGUGCAUAGCCGUUCGAACCCCUCGGGUCCGAUGACGUUGCGGUCAUCCUCGUCUGUGUAUUGCGCAAAUAGUUUCACGCAGCGAUCUGCGCUGUACGAUUCGAUCUUGGACAUGGGGGGCUCGGGCUUGACGAGUGUGGGCACGGGUGCGGCUACGGGCGGAGGGGGGGCGAUGGAUGAGUGUGUGGUUAGCGAUUCCGGUGUGAGAUGGACGGAAGAUCGCGAUGGAGGUUGG
Mycena citricolor is the source of this 6590-nucleotide messenger RNA. The record is from the annotation of a GenBank genome assembly. Lineage: Eukaryota; Fungi; Basidiomycota; Agaricomycetes; Agaricales; Mycenaceae.